This is a messenger RNA of Asterias rubens (European starfish), 2223 nucleotides long. RefSeq names its product 2-oxoglutarate-dependent dioxygenase htyE-like. NCBI's taxonomy places the organism in Eukaryota, Metazoa, Echinodermata, Asteroidea, Forcipulatida, Asteriidae. The transcript has 8 exons. Gene Ontology annotation, molecular function: dioxygenase activity. Bases 181 to 1119 code for a protein of 312 amino acids. The record is from RefSeq and is a predicted model, not a curated record.
UGCAUUCAAUUCCAUUGCACAUGCCCUUGGAACGUCACAGUCAGUUUAGGGCUACAGCACACUGUUAAGUUAGUUUUCUAACACGGGCGCCAUUGACAGUUCUUGUGUGGUGACCUCACAUGGAAAACCACUCGGGACGUUUGGAACUCAACACAGUUCGGAAAUUAAAGACUUUAGACCAUGGGUGAUCCUACAGAAGCUGGGAUACCCGUAAUUGACUUCAGCGCUUACAGACUGUCAUUGACCAAACCAGACACCACUCAGUUUCAGAAACUCGUAGAUGAUGUUCACAAAGCUCUUACAACCAUUGGCUUCUUCUUCAUGGUCAACACGGACUUCCCACAUGAAAAGGUUGACGAGUUGUACCAAGUUUCUAGGAAGUUUUUCGAUCUUCCCUCCGAGGCAAAACAAAACCCGCCAAUAGCUGCUAACGGGAGCCAUGGUUACGCACAUCUCGAAAGGGAACGCAUCAACCGAGAUCUACCGUACGGCGACUUGAAAGAAUCCUUCAACUAUAGUUCAGCCACUGAAGAUAAUGAGUGGCCAAUGGAAUCAGCGUGUCCUGGAUUCAAGACUACCAACGAGAAUUUCUUUGAGCUGUGUGUUCCUCUGCACGACCGAGUCUUGGAAGUCAUGGCCCACGGCCUCAACCUUGAGGACCCUUUGUUUUUCGUGAAGCGCCAUGCCAAGCCCAAUAGAAGUUGCCUCAGGCCACUCUUCUACCCUUCCCUAGAUGACGUCACAGUCAAGGACCAACAAGUAAGAUGCAGUGAGCACUCUGACCUCGGUGGUAUCACAAUGCUGUUCCAACAGGUACCUGGCUUGGAGGUCUGUAAACGUGGAGGUGGCUACGACAAAGUGCCGUUGGUUGAAGGCGGUAUUUUAGUUAAUAUCGGCGACUUGAUGCAGAGAUGGACAUCGGACACAUACCUUGCCACGAGACACCGUGUUCUCUUGGACGGAACACCAGAGGAACGUAGUCAGAGUCGCCAGUCGAUUGCUUUCUUUGGUAACCCCAGCGAGGAAGCCGUGAUUGAAUGCACCGAUAACAGCAACAAAUACCCACCAGUAACAUGCAGAGAGUACUUGGACCAGACAUUCAACACUGCUUACAAAUAAAAACAACUCUUACAAAUACACUCUGAAGUGCUCCGGGUUAAAGUUUUACCCAGAUCCAGUUGUGCCUACAUCAGCCGAUUUCACGAAAUGCUACAUUAAUCUUAUCUCAGUUAGGACGGGGUAACUCCUAACUCGUCCUUACUUAGGAUGGGUUGUCUAUGGUUACGGAACUUCACUCGUCCUAAGAUUAAUCCUAAGUUGGGACGGGUUACUAAGUUGGGACGAGUAACUCAUCCCAACUUAGGACUGGUUCAAUGCGUUCUAAGGUCUAUGGUGACGGAACUUUACUCGUCCUAGGAUAAAUUUUAAGUUAGGAUGAGUAACUCAUCCUAACUUAGGAUGGGUUCAAUGCGUCCUGACGUCUAUGGUUACGGAACUUAACUCGUCCUACAGAUUGAUGUUAAGUUAGGAAAAACUUUGUGAAAUCAACGCAAAACUUCCUAAAAGACCACAGUGCCAGAUGACCAUGGAAUGCAAUGCUAGUAAAUGGAAUGACGACACGAUGAAAGUUGGCCACACAUUGGCGUUGGUAUUUCGCACUAUUAUAACUCGCACUCGCUUUUGCAUGUCUGAAAUGUCUUUAUUUCAAUAUAUUUUCUCAAAAGUAUGGGAUAAUAAGUGUGUGCAUGCGCUACCUAUUAAACUAAACAAACUAAACAUAUUAUUUAACAUGCCUACAAUAUGAUGAUUUUCUAGUUAACAUAAAGUGUUUUAAAAAACCAUCAACUUUAAACGCAAUUUUAUUCGAUUAGUUUAUAGCUUUAUGGUAGGUGUGUGUCAUUUCGGGCAACAUGUUCAAAGGUCCACACUUUUAAACAAACACUAUGUGGACCUACAGACGUCCACACAGUGUUUAAACCAGUGUUGGAGCAAUGAGUUUACUAUAGUGCACAGAACAACAGAAUGUCCACAAUCGAACAAUCAUGGACCACACAAGGGAAUUCUUUGUACAACCUGGACCCCACAAGGGAAUUUAUAAAAGAACAAUAGCAGGAUCUACAAUUUAACAAUUUGGUGAGAGAAAAUAUUGUGCUUUUUAUUUUACAAUUUGGUUAGAGAAAUAUUGUAUUUUGUAAUUAAAUGAUUGUAUUUUGUAAUUAAAUA